AUGGCCACACCAAACGUAGAAUCGCAACAGUCGGCCGUCACUGAACCUGCCAUCCACGAUGAAGAGAGCCGACUACUGCCCCAAUCCGAUCCAACACAGCCCAAAGUCAAGGUCCUGACUAGCAUCGGAACGAUCAUCGCCAUUCUAUUGUUGGGAGAAUUCAUCAGCAAUGCGGAUGCUACACUAGUGAUGGCAGCGGCCGCUAAAGUUAGCUCGGAAUUCAAUCGAUUGAGCGAUGCGAGUUGGCUUUCAACUGGAUACACACUGGGUGUUUGCGCUGCACAGCCUAUGUAUGGGAAAUUGAGCGACAUCUACGGUCGGCGACCACUGCUGCUGGUAGCUUACUUCCUGUUUGCGAUGGGCUGCAUUAUUUGCGGUAUCGCGCCCCAAUUAUGGCUUGUUAUUCUCGGCCGCAUCAUCAGCGGUGCAGGAGGUGCAGGUAUCAUGACAAUCAGCUCCGUGAUUAUUACGGAUAUCGUCCCCAGAAGAGAUAUUGCAAGCUGGAGAGCAUAUAUCAACAUCUCAAUGACCCUUGGGCGCUCAAUUGGAGGUCCUUUGGGCGGUUGGCUUAGUGAUACAAUUGGAUGGCGCUGGCUGUUCCUCAUCCAGGCUCCGUUUAUCGCUCUAGCCGCCUUCCUCGUCGUGAUAAAACUCCAGGUGGAUCAGGAUACAACUUACACUACCAAGGAUGGGAAAUCAAAGCUGGGACAAGUGGAUUUCCUAGGAACUGCUCUUCUGGGAUCGUCAAUCAUUGCCUUCACUGGUCUCAUGGAUCAGGGUGGGAAGAUGUUCCCAUGGCGGUCAUGGAUGACGGUCGUCUUAGCCGGCGGCGGAUUCCUUCUUCUCGUGGCGUUCGUCCUCGUAGAAGCAUAUGUUGCGGCAGAUCCCAUUUUCAAUUUACGGAUCCUACGGAGACCCAAUGUCGCCAACAGUUAUCUUUCCAGCACCCUUCAGAUAAUAGCACAGCUAGGAAUGCUGUUCUCCGUGCCACUUUACUUCCAGGUGACCCAGGGAGCAUCAACUACUGUGGCUGGUCUGCACAUGGUUCCAGCCGUCGUCGGAAACACGGUGGGAUCUCUGCUAGCAGGUGGAUUCAUUAGACGAACGGGCGCCUACAAGCCUUUACUGAUUUUGGCCGGUUUAAUUGCCUCAGUCAGCUACAUCUUGCUUUACAUUCGCUGGAAUGGCCACACCGGAUUCUGGGAGUCUUUUUAUAUUCUCCCCGGAGGUAUGGGUACUGGUAUUGCAGGCGCAUCUGCAUUCAUCUCCAUGGCCGCGAUGCUUCCACAGGAGGAAGUAGCUAUGGCAACAGCUGGAUACAUGCUACAGGUCAGCUUUGCAAUGACUGCCGGUGUGACCCUGUCCAAUUCAAUCCUUGGAUCGGAGUUCCAGCGUCAACUACGCCUCAAUCUUCAUGGUCCUGGUUCUGAAAAGGUGAUCAGACGCGCUAUGGAUGAUACGAACUAUAUUGCCCACCUCACGGGCCAAGUACGGGAGAUAGUGGUCGAAUGUUAUCUUUCCGGUCUUAAACAUACUUAUUGUGAGUUCUCAUAG
Penicillium taxi is the source of this 1554-nucleotide messenger RNA. RefSeq lists its product as uncharacterized. Gene Ontology annotation, molecular function: basic amino acid transmembrane transporter activity. Gene Ontology annotation, biological process: basic amino acid transport; transmembrane transport. The record is from RefSeq and is a predicted model, not a curated record. NCBI's taxonomy places the organism in Eukaryota, Fungi, Ascomycota, Eurotiomycetes, Eurotiales, Aspergillaceae. Gene Ontology annotation, cellular component: fungal-type vacuole membrane. Bases 1 to 1554 code for a protein of 517 amino acids. The transcript is spliced from 5 exons.